Sphaerodactylus townsendi is the source of this 778-nucleotide messenger RNA. RefSeq names its product protein 4.1-like. NCBI's taxonomy places the organism in Eukaryota, Metazoa, Chordata, Lepidosauria, Squamata, Sphaerodactylidae. The transcript has 6 exons. The record is from RefSeq and is a predicted model, not a curated record. Gene Ontology annotation, cellular component: plasma membrane; cytoskeleton. Gene Ontology annotation, molecular function: cytoskeletal protein binding. The annotation marks the transcript as partial.
UUCAGUAGAAAAGGCAGAAGUGACCUUGCAGUAUCAUAUAUUUGUGUUUGUGUGCAGAAACAUGCCAAAGGGCAGGAUCUGCUUAAGAAAGUAUGUGAUCACCUCAACCUUUUGGAAGAAGACUAUUUUGGUCUGGCUGUAUGGGAUACCCCAACUUCUAAGACAUGGUUGGAUGCUGCCAAAGAGAUUAAAAAACAGGUUCACGGAGGCCCAUGGGAUUUCACUUUCAAUGUUAAAUUUUAUCCUCCAGAUCCAGCACAGCUGACAGAGGAUAUAACGAGGUAUUACUUGUGUCUCCAGCUGAGGAAAGACAUAGUCACUAGCCGCCUUCCUUGCUCCUUCGCAACACUGGCUCUGCUGGGUUCUUACACAGUCCAGUCUGAGUUGGGAGACUAUGAUCCAGAUUUGCAUAGCGCAGAAUAUGUCAGUGAAUUUAAGCUUGCCCCAAACCAGACAAAGGAACUGGAAGAUAAGGUCAUGGAACUACACAAAACGUACAGAUCAAUGACUCCAGCUCAAGCCGAUUUGGAAUUUCUUGAGAAUGCCAAAAAGUUAUCAAUGUAUGGGGUUGACCUUCACCAAGCCAAGGACUUGGAAGGAGUGGAUAUCACUUUGGGAGUCUGUUCCAGUGGCCUUCUUGUCUAUAAAGAUAAACUGAGAAUCAAUCGCUUCCCUUGGCCCAAAGUACUGAAGAUUUCUUACAAGCGCAGCAGCUUUUUUAUUAAAAUCCGACCUGGAGAGGUAGGCUGUGGAGUCAAAUGAUACUCAACUCCAACUU